UGGUGCCAGCAGUGCCAAGAACAGCAAACACCCCGUGGAGAGGCUGGCACACCACAAUACUCGAACCCAGACUGGAGCUGGUUCUGAAUCUGUUCUUUGAAACAACAGGCUUCCCCCAGAGUGCAGCCUGCCCAGCCUAGCAAGCGCCUGUAAAAAGGGGUAGGCGUGGGCUUUGGGCGGGGGUCAGGCUGUGUGUGGGAACCGGCAAGCUCCUCCAAGGGCAGCACUUAUUUUUAGUCGUCUCCCCAGUCCCAAAUAAACUGACAGCAGCUGGGCGCCCGUGGGUAAAUGCAGAGCGAAGCAGAGACAGGAAACCGGGGGCUCUCAGUAAUGAGUUCCAGCCACUCCAGAAGGGGGAAGCCAGACAAGGAAUUUUCUUCAGGACUGUUUCCCUCUGGCAGGCUCUGGUACUAUCACUGAGGAGAAUGUUUCCUUGCGUGUGUGUGUGUGUGUGUGUGUGUGUGUGUGUGUGUGUGUGUGUUUACAACCUCUGUCCAAGUCUUUCAUUUUCGCCUGCCUUUUUGUGAAGUUUCAUUGCUCCAAAGGGUUCUGAAUGCCGGUCCCUGCCUCUGUGUGUGAGCCUGUGUGUGUGCCUGCCUGGCAGCCUGCGGGGGCAGCGGGGAAGGCCGCUGGAGCAGCACGGGCUGGUCUCAGUGCUUGUGUAUCUGCAACCGUUUAAGGCUGAAGGACACAGGGCCAGGGAAGUGGGCAAAUCUGAACAGAGCUUGGCGUUCCUGAGGGGGAGGGGGCAGAGCCAAGGAGGAGGAGAGGACCUGGUCUCCAGCCAAAACAAGGGCCUUUUCAACCCAGGACUCAUAACUGCUGACAUGGGUGCCCAGCAUGGAUGGGGACAUUGAUGUUUACAAGCAUUUCUCGUGGCUGAAGAGGUCCCAGGUAAAUCACCAUGGUAACGAAACCUAUCAGGAACGCCUGGCACGUCUAGAAGGAGAUAAAGAGUCUCUCAUCUUACAGGUGAGUGUCCUCACGGACCAAGUGGAAGCCCAAGGAGAAAAGAUUCGGGACCUGGAAGUGUGUCUGGAGGGGCACCAGGUGAAACUCAAUGCUGCUGAAGGAAUGCUCCAGCAGGAGCUGCUAAGCCGCACGUCUCUCGAGACCCAGAAGCUUGACCUGAUGACUGAAGUGUCUGAGCUGAAGCUCAAGCUAGUUGGUAUGGAGAAGGAGCAGAGAGAGCAAGAAGAAAAGCAGAAAAAGGCAGAGGAGUUACUGCAAGAGCUCAAGCACCUCAAAAUCAAAGUGGAAGAGCUUGAAAAUGAACGGAAUCAGUACGAGUGGAAGCUGAAGGCCACUAAGGCUGAGGUAGCCCAGCUACAGGAGCAGGUGGUCCUGAAAGAUGCAGAAAUUGAGCGCCUGCACUGCCAGCUCUCUCGGACUGCAGCUCUCCACAAUGACCACACAGACAGAGACCAAGAAAUUCAACGUCUGAAAAUAGGCAUGGAAACAUUGCUUCUUGCCAAUGAAGAUAAGGACCGUCGCAUAGAGGAACUUACGGGGCUGCUGAACCAGUACCGAAGGGUGAAGGAGAUUGUGAUGGCAGCUCAAGGGCCUUCCGAGAGAACUCCUUCAGUCAAUGAAGAAGAACUGGAGGGAAGCUUCAGGAAGUGGAACACUGCAAAUAAGGGCUCUGAAGAACUGUUAAAACAAGAGAUGCCUCCAAAAUGCAGCUCUCCCAAGGUGGGGCCCCCGCCCCUGCCACAGAAGUCAUUGGAAACCAGAGCUCAGAAAAAGCUCUCCUGUAGUCUAGAAGACUUGAGAAGUGAAUCUGUGGAUAAGUGUGUUAAUGGGAACCAGCUCUCUCCUGUGGUAGAACCCAAGGACAGCCCUUUGCUGGUGGAGCAAAAAUAUCCUACAUUACCUGGGAAGCUUUCAGGAGCCACGCCCAAUGGAGAAGCUGCCAAGUCGACCCCCAUCGCCUCCCAGGCUGACUCCUCAGGCAGCAACCUGCUAAGGCUGAAUCAUGGCCGGAGUGUCAGUGCCCCCGUAUUAGGAGACAUAGAAAGUGGUUGGGAAGACACUACCACAGCCAACGACAUCUCAUCCACCUCAUCCGGUACUGAAUCCAGCCCCCAGUCCCCCCUGACACCAGAUGGUAAACGGAGCCCCAAAGGCAUCAAGAAAUUUUGGGGAAAAAUCCGAAGAACCCAAUCAGGAAACUUCAACACUGAUGCUCCAGGGAUGGCUGAGUUUCGACGAGGUGGGCUCCGUGCAACUGCAGGGCCAAGACUCUCAAGAACCAGAGACUCUAAGGGACAGAAAUGUGAUCCCAAUGCUCCUUUUGCCCAGUGGAACACAGAGCGGGUCUGUGCAUGGCUGGAGGACUUUGGCCUGGCUCAGUACGUGAUCUUUGCCAGGCAGUGGGUGACAUCUGGUCACACGUUGCUGACAGCUACGCCUCAAGACAUGGAGAAGGAGCUAGGCAUCAAGCACCCUCUCCAUAGGAAGAAGCUGGUUUUAGCUGUAAAAGCCAUCAACACCAAGCAGGAGGAGAAGUCUGCACUGCUAGACCAUAUUUGGGUGACAAGGUGGCUUGAUGAUAUUGGCUUACCCCAAUACAAAGACCAAUUUCACGAAUCCAGAGUGGAUGGACGAAUGCUUCAAUACCUAACUGUGAAUGAUCUACUCUUCUUAAAAGUCACUAGCCAACUCCAUCAUCUCAGCAUCAAAUGUGCCAUUCACGUGCUGCAUGUCAACAAGUUCAAUCCUCACUGCCUGCAUCGGAGGCCAGCUGAUGAGAGUAACCUUUCCCCUUCAGAAGUUGUGCAGUGGUCCAACCACAGGGUGAUGGAGUGGUUGCGAUCUGUGGACCUGGCAGAAUAUGCACCAAACCUUCGAGGGAGUGGCGUCCAUGGUGGUCUUAUUAUCCUGGAGCCACGCUUCACCGGGGACACCUUGGCUAUGCUCCUCAAUAUCCCACCACAGAAGACACUUCUCAGGCGCCACCUGACCACCAAAUUCAAUGCCCUGAUUGGUCCUGAGGCUGAACAGGAAAAGCGAGAUAAAAUGGCAUCACCAGCUUACACCCCACUGACUACCACAGCCAAAGUGCGGCCUAGGAAACUAGGAUUUUCACAUUUUGGAAACAUGAGAAAAAAGAAAUUUGAUGAAUCAACAGACUACAUUUGCCCCAUGGAACCAAGUGAUGCAGUCAAUGACAGUCAAAGGGUCUACAGUGGCUACCGGGGCCUCAGUCCCCUUGACAGCCCUGAACUGGAUGGGCUGGACCAGAUGGCACCUUCGGAAGGCACUGUGACGCAGAUAGGGCUCCUCUCUCAAGAUAUUCACCGUCUUACGACCCUGCUGAGCCAGGACCAGCUGCUGAAUGAUUCUCGCCUGACUACCCCUGACUCUGAUGACUGGAGAUGACAUUCUUUGUGGCUGAGAGCCCAGAGAGGCGCGUGUGGGGCCCUGCCUUGGCCUCCCAGGGGACCUGGCACACAGCCAUUGCAGAGCCCGGGCUGCAGAUGGGGAUGCCAGGGCAUCUCGGCCAUGGGUGCUGCUGGAACAAAGCAGAGCACUGGCGCGGGUGUCCAGGAGGCGCCUGGUGUCGCGAGGUGUUUCUAGCCCAGCCGUGCUCUUCACUGCAGCUUUCUACCUUUUGUACUUUUAUACAAGGCCUGCAGGCGGCGCUUGUGGGGCGAGCAGUGAGAUACAGCACACAGGCCCAGGGUUCGUGCUGCACCAGGAGGCUCCUA
Octodon degus (degu) is the source of this 3710-nucleotide messenger RNA. It is a transcript of the gene Ppfibp2, whose product is annotated as PPFIA binding protein 2. The transcript has 25 exons. The record is from RefSeq and is a predicted model, not a curated record. Gene Ontology annotation, biological process: neuromuscular junction development. Bases 841 to 3381 code for a protein of 846 amino acids. NCBI's taxonomy places the organism in Eukaryota, Metazoa, Chordata, Mammalia, Rodentia, Octodontidae. Gene Ontology annotation, molecular function: protein binding. Gene Ontology annotation, cellular component: presynaptic active zone.